Didymodactylos carnosus is the source of this 1575-nucleotide messenger RNA. The record is from the annotation of a GenBank genome assembly. Lineage: Eukaryota; Metazoa; Rotifera; Eurotatoria; Philodinida; Philodinidae.
AAACGAUAAUUGCCUAUCGGUAAGGAAAUAUAUACGAUAGACGAUAGAGAAUAACAAAUCUAUAAUAACGCAUCACUUUCAGAAUGGAACGAAAAAGACUAUCGAAACACUUUCAUCUCAUCUCUAAAGCCGGUAUCCAGAUCACAUUCAGAAUAUUAGCAAAUUACUCAACGAUAUUGACAUCACAUUUGAUAAUCUCAAAAAUGUUGUUUCAGCACUUGAACAGCUAUAUGCUUCUCCUAAUUUUACUUGGAUACAUUCUUCAAUUGAUGCAUACUGUCUUAUUUGUUAUAACCGCGAUUUUGAUAUUCUUAAGAAUAAACAAGAAGAACAAUAUGAUUCAUCUUCAAUCCCGUUCGAUAUUAUUAGUUCAUUCAUUAUAAACAUGCACGAUAGCCUAUAUAAACAAAAAUUUCAAUUCAGUAAAUUUACAACACCAUUAUCGAAAAACACGCUUUUAUUACAACAUCUCUAUACAAUUAUAUCAAAAACUGAAUUAAAACUAGAUGAUUGCCAUACAAUUUUCAAUCAGUUAUUCAAGCUUCAACUACGAAUGAUAAUUAUAAAAGACUACAAACUAUACCACAAUUAUCGUUUGUUUAUUAUAUUUUACCUUUUUAUGACCUGAGAAACAACAUUUUUCAUGUUAAACAACAAUCAUCUACUAUUAAUCCGCUAUCAUCCACUUUCUUACUCUCAAGAGUAGCAACAGCAACGUCAAUUUUCGAUACAUUAUCUUCAUGCCCGAUCUCCAGUUCAGUUCUGAGUUCAGGUACGUUUACGUUACCAAGAACUCCACUGUCACUACCUACAAUAUUAAAUACCGAUUACACACAACAACUACCUCAUUCGUUACCUUCUUCACCUCACUCUUCAACAAUAAGUCAUUUGUAUAUUCAAGAAAAUGUUAAUCCAUCAACCGACAGUAUUAACCUUUGCGAAUCAUUAUCAAAUGAUAAUUCACAACACCAGAGACCUUUAACGAAGGAUGGUAAUGAUCCAAUUGAAUUAGAUCGUAUGGAUUUUCUAUUAUCAACUAAUCAACAACAAAGCUCAACAACGCAUUCACCUUUACAAAAAACUACAUCAAUGACAUCAGUUCCACUUCCUCCAGUUUUAACAAAUACUUUAUCUCCUGUUCAUGUGCCAUUUUUAAUUUUUGAUCCAACGUCGUCAUGUAAUUCAGCAACAGUUACAACAUCAACUUAUACAACAUCAAUUUCUCAUUUACAUGAAAUUCGUUCUCAACGUCUAAUGAGAUGUAAUACUAACUCAAUUGAUACAUCAGAAACUGUAGAUUUUAAAGUGUUAAAUCUAAAACACAAAUAUGAUUACAUCGACAAAGAACGUCCGUGGUUUCAAAUGUCAACGAUAAAUAUUGAUCAAGAUCCAUUAGCAACCACACCAAGAAUGAUUCGCUCAAUUCAACAAACCCAUUUAUCUUCAUCCUGUUUAUCAACAAUAUCAUCUAGAAAAAAUAAUUUACCACCAGAUGUUGUUUUUAGAAAUGAACUCGAUCGUCUAAAACGUUACGAAAAUCACUUAGCAAUACUUAAUUCACAUAGCAAUACUUAA